Molecule: messenger RNA, 4303 nt
Organism: Micropterus salmoides (largemouth bass)
Lineage: Eukaryota; Metazoa; Chordata; Actinopteri; Centrarchiformes; Centrarchidae
Gene: sec14l1
Product: SEC14-like protein 1
Exons: 16
Coding region: 182-2314 (710 amino acids)
Biological process (GO): negative regulation of RIG-I signaling pathway
Cellular component (GO): cytoplasm; cytosol
Molecular function (GO): RIG-I binding
Source: RefSeq, a predicted model, not a curated record
GUUAAACAGUAUGUGGUAGUACAGAUUGACGGACGGACACGACUGUAGUUUUCAUUUUGCCGUUUACAAUGCGGGAAAUUACACUUUUCCCACUCACCUGACAAUACGGAAACUAUACAGCUACAGCGACGCUUCAUACACUUAACGGACAGGAUUCUAGGCUGCUAUAAGAGUUUCAACCAUGGUGCAGGAAUACCAGUCCCCUGUUCGGGUCUACAAACAUCCAUUCGAGUUAAUAAUGGCGGCCUAUUUGAAGAGGUUCCCAAAGUGCCCCCUGAUCCCAGUGUUUGUGGAUAGUGAGAUCACCAGUGAGAGCCAAAGCGAGGAUGGAUCCACGCUGGUGACUGAGAGGCGCUGUGUGAUCGACAUUGAUGCCCCGCGGCUUCUCAAACGGAUUGCUGGCGUAGACUACCUGUACUUUAUCCAAAAGAACACUCUGAAUCGGAGGGACAGGAUGCUCCACAUUGAGGUCCACAACGAGACCUUUUCAAACAGGGUCAUUGUCAGUGAGUGCUGCAACUACACGGUUCAUCCAGAGAAUGAGGACUGGACGUGCUUCGAACAGACGGCCAGUCUGGAUAUUAAGUCCUUCUUUGGCUUUGAGAGCAUGGCAGAGAAGAUAGCUAUGAAACAGUAUGCUAGUAGCAUUAAAAAGGGUAAAGAGAUUAUUGAGUACUACCUCAGAGAACUGGAGGAAGAAGGAGUGACUUACAUACCUCGGUGGAUCCCCCCUGUCGUCUCUGGCACUGCUGCUGCCAGGCUCCAGCUGCUGCCUCCCUCAACUGAGCGAGCCAUCCCAGUGAGCAGUGCUAAGAAUGUGCUCGACAGUAAAGACCCAUCCUGUCCCACAGAGCUACUGGCUGGCAAUCCUGACGACAAGUUGGAUGCUGACUACAUCAGACGUUACCUAGGUGAUUUAACGCCUCUGCAGGAGAGCUGUCUUAUUCGACUGCGCCAGUGGCUCCAAGAAAACCACAAGGGCAAGAUUCCAAAAGAUCAGCAUGUGCUGCGCUUCCUGAGGGCCAGAGACUUCAACCUGGACAAGGCCCGGGAGCUCUUGUGCCAGUCGCUUACCUGGAGGAAGCAGCACCAGGUAGAUUUCCUGUUAGACACAUGGGAGUGCCCACAACUGCUUCAGGACUACUACACUGGAGGCUGGCACCACCACGACAAAGACGGCCGUCCUCUGUAUGUCUUGCGCCUGGGGCAAAUGGACACUAAGGGUUUGGUACGAGCCUUGGGAGAGGAGGUGCUACUGAAACAGGUCCUGUCCAUCAACGAGGAGGGACUGAGGCGUUGUGAAGAAAACACCAGAGUCUUCGGGCGACCCAUUAGCUGCUGGACUUGCCUGGUGGAUCUGGAGGGUCUUAAUAUGCGGCACCUGUGGAGACCAGGUGUUAAGGCUCUGCUGAGAAUCAUCGAGGUGGUGGAGGCCAACUACCCCGAGACCCUGGGUCGUCUGCUCAUACUGAGGGCGCCCAGAGUUUUUCCAGUGCUCUGGACCCUGGUUAGCCCCCUGAUACAUGAGAAUACCCGUAAAAAGUUCCUUGUUUAUGCUGGAAACGACUACCAGGGUCCAGGAGGAUUGGUGGACUACAUUGAUAAAGAAAUCAUCCCUGACUCCUUGGGAGGGGACUGCAUGUGUGACAUCCCUGAGGGAGGUAUGGUUCCCAAAUUUCUGUACAGGACAGCAGAAGAGCUUGAGAGUGAGGAAAACAGCCUGUUGACUGACUCCAUCUACAAGAGUGCCAGUAUUUUCAAGGGAGCCCCAUAUGAGAUGCUGAUCGAGAUCGCAGAGGCCUCCUCCGUCAUCACUUGGGACUUUGACGUGUCUAAAGGAGAUGUGCUUUUCAACAUCUACCAUUCCAAGAGGGCCCCACAGCCUCCCAAGAAAGACACUCUCGGAGCCCAUGCCCUCACAUCCCUAGGGGCCGUUAAUGCCCAGCUGAUAGACAGGAACUGGGUGCUGGGCCAGGACUUCAGCAUGGUGGAGAAAUCCCUCACCUGCAGGGAGGGAGAGAGCGUACAGGGCUCCCAUGUAACACGCUGGCCUGGCUUCUACAUCCUCCAGUGGCGCUUCCACAGCUCCCCAGCCUGCACCGCCUCCAGCCUGCCUCGUGUGGAUGAUGUGCUGGCCUCGCUGCAGGUCUCUUCCCACAAGUGUAAGAUCAUGUACUACACCGAGGUGCUGGCGUCCCAUGACUUCAGGGGAUCCAUGACCAGUCUGGAGUCUAGUCAUAGUGGUUUCUCUCAGCUCAGUGCUGCCACUACUUCCUCUAGCCAAUCACACGCCAGCUCCACCAUCUCAAGGUAGCAUCUGCCCAGCUGUGACCUAAAGCUACUGACAUCUUACUCCGACUGUGCCUUAAGCCUUAAAAAAGGGUGUUUUACUCAUACACCUAAAUUAGAAUUUGACCUGACUAAAUAAUAUAUUUAGUGGAUCCGUAGUUUAAUUGAACUCUGUUUCUAGGGAAUGAAGGAAGUGCUUAAAGUAUCAGUUUCCUGUGCACAUAAUGACUGACUUGUUAUUCUCAUUCGUUUGAAUAAUAGUAGUGUAUAAUAAAUGCAAAGCACAGUGCAAAUGCCAAGUCUAUGAUUUGUAGUUUCAGAUGUGGAGCAUCUGCUCUGCAUGUGCUGGAUCAGUAAUGGCAAAAGGAGAUCUUUAGCUGGACAGUGCAGCUUCUGUCCCUGAAAUUGCUUUCAUUGUCCACAAGAUGUCAGUGUACUCUUUGCCUGGACUUGCUCUCAAAUCUGCAGUGUACUUAGCGCAUAUGGUUUCACUUGCUGCACACUCAAAAGGAGACUUGUUUACAUAAAGAAUAAAUAAUGAUGUAAUUUCCAGAGUGUGUCUGCAUUUUGGGAAAACAAUGACUGCAGUAGCAGAGCUGUAGUGGGGUAGUAAUUUUGAAUAAUCGUGGAUACGGGUUGAUAAUCAUUUUACAGCAUUAGGUGAGAUGUUCAGAGUGAGGAGAUAAUGUGAAAUAUCCUUAAAAUAUGUAGCACACUCUCUAGAUUUCAUGUAAUGUUGUUUUUGGGCUUGUUAGGCUUAGCUGUUGAGUUUUCUGAGGCAGCUAAUCUGAAUGCAAUAUAGUGCAGCCCCUUGUGAUCUGGCACAGGGCCAGGCAGACAACUGAUUUACAUAAAACUUUAAUUUCCAUAAACUUAUUAGAUGCUUCCAGCUAAAUCUUAAUUGAAUUUCCCUGCGUUCUAUUUUUUUUUCUUGGUUUGCAAACUUGUGUCAUGUUGCUGUUUAUCUCAAUACAGUUCAGAGUCAGGUGGGCCGAGGUCUCAGAGGCGUUGAUUGAACGGGAGCCUGACUUCCUGCUGGCAUGUCAGGGUUGUUAGAAAGAGGAAGUGUACUGACUUUGCCAGAAGCUUAUUUACUGAAUUCCUCCACUUGCUCUAAUGACCUCCCAAGACACACAUUGUCCGUAAAAAUAGCAGCACCUCUUAUACCUGAUACGCCUAAUUUGCUCUUAAAACCACUUGUUCUCGAGCAAUUAAGUGAUUUAAGGCUGAAUUAUUUUACUGGCAUUCACAGGCUUUAAAAAGAAAGACUGUUAUAUAGGUACCAAACAAGAAAAUUGUCCAGAGAAUUGUGUUGAAAACACGAGUCUCAACAAAAACUGUGUUAAUCUCUGUCAAUCUUGAGUUGUUAGAUGACGUGAACACUUGAAGCCGUUAACAUGGGAAUCUUUCUCAUCUCUACCAUGAAGCACAGCAGUGCUUUAAGCUAAAUGCUAACAUCAACAUGGUCAUAAUGAUGCUGACAUGCUGAUGUUUAGCAGAUACAAUGGUCACCGUCUUCGUACAGCUGAGGAUGAUGGGUAUUUCAUUCAUUUUGCAGGUAUUUAGUCAUAAACCAAAGUAUUUGACACACUGUGUUUAAGAACAGGAACCUGAUGAAGGAGCUGGAUGAAAAGUGAAAGGAACACUUUUACAAUCGACCCAAUAGUUGUCACUCAAAACCACAAAUGUGAACCUCAUGGUGGCUUUAGAGGAAAAGUCAUUAGGAUACAUCUUAUGAGGAUCACAAAUGAUGCCCUUUCCUUGAAACCACAUGGAUAAAUGUUUGGACAAAACCAAAAGUUUCCCUCCACAGUGGAUAUGUACUUAACUAUCUCAUGAGAGUCAUAAUUACCAAUAACUUCACAUGACUGUGCAUCAAUCACAGAAUGGGAGGUCAUCUUUGUAGUUUUUGUGCCAUAUGCAUAUUCUCUUGAGACACAGGAAGCUAUUGUUAUGGUAUGUAUUUUGUCCUAUGUUUCUUUGACAAAUAAAAAAGAAAUGAUGCUGUAAAGGU